UUGACGUUCCAUUGCAGGCCUUGACGUUGAACGAACAUAGCGACCUGUAGUCGAGCGCGCGAAAAUAUCGAUAUAUUGUAUUGAAAAAUCGCUGAGAAACCUGACAACAAUUCGAAGAAAUGUCAGGAGCAGAAAUAGUAGUCCGUGUUGUGGGGAAGACAAAACAGAAAUGCAAGUCAAGAAAACAGAAAAGAAAGUUGAAGAAACGCAGAAUGGACAUUAAAAGGAGAUACAAUGCAAGUAGAUUACUACAAACCGGUCAAUACUGCGAAAAUGAUUGGUUUUGGCAGAGCUAUCAGAGAGCGGUUGAAUGGCAGGGAAAACAUUAUAUAGCGUAUUGGAGGGCAAAAUGUAUAGCUUUGCAGGCAGAAAAUAGAGCUCUUAAGGACUGCAUAACGAAAAUAUCUUCUUCCAAUAAAAAUAAUGUGCAGGUGACUAGCUGUAGCUCGGACAAAGACAAAGUGACGCCGAAAGAUGUGAAAAGGAAGCCUAAGGCGAAGCCUACAGUUCCCGUUGCUGUCAAUUCUGAAAAUAAAUGCACAGCAGAAGAAACGGAGGAUUAUAAAUUCGAGUUUCAGCUAACUGAAGAGAUGCUUGACUUUUUUGAACACAGUAUGAAGCACAGAAUGGAGAGAGAUAAGCUGAGAGCUGCUAAAGAACAGAAAAAGGAAAAAGAGCCUGAUGGUAAAUCUGAAGAUGAUGAUAACUUAGAUACAGUGCCGCCAAAGAAUCCUGUGGGUCAGCAGAGAAUUGAAGAAAUGAAAUUGCUGUAUGGUAAAGCAGCUCCUAUGAUUAUGGGAAUGGAAACUGCAUUACAGCUUUCGUUUGACAGAAAUGUUGAUAAAUUGCAGCCUCGGAUGUGGCCCAAUAUUCCAUUAAAACUAUAAUAAAUGUGUUAUAAUGAGAUUUGAUUAUGUUUUAAUUUUGCUGCUUCAGCAGCCCAAAAGCAAAUGCAAAUAAGAAUGUUUCAAAAUAAUGUAAAGAUUUUUCAUAGAUAAUAAAUUAAUAAUAAAACACUUAA
Messenger RNA from Schistocerca piceifrons (Central American locust), 1021 nucleotides. Its product is annotated as gem-associated protein 8-like. NCBI's taxonomy places the organism in Eukaryota, Metazoa, Arthropoda, Insecta, Orthoptera, Acrididae. The transcript is spliced from 3 exons. The coding region runs from base 120 to 887 and encodes 255 amino acids. Gene Ontology annotation, cellular component: SMN complex. The record is from RefSeq and is a predicted model, not a curated record. Gene Ontology annotation, biological process: spliceosomal snRNP assembly.